GUUGUCUAACUGAUGAAUAUUUAACAGGCAUAAAUGAAGCAGGGCUUGAGGAUUUAUUUACUCACUUGGCUGCUUUUUGAGUUCUGGCUACUUAUUCCCUCCUCCUGGUUAUAAAGCCAGAUGCCAGAAUAUAACACGACUACUCAGGGCAUUACAUUACCAAGUGCAGGACAGCAACUUGCAAAAAAGGAGGAAAAACAAAGGAAGAGGAUACAAAAAGAUCAAAGAAGAGGAGAAAGAGACUGAAAGAAAAAAAGGAAAGAGGCAUAGCAAUUGAAAGGAGCAACUGCUGAGAAUAAAGAGUUAAUGAGCAAACCGAUCCACCUCUCUCAGAGUGUCAGAACCUGGUGGGAAGCCCUGCCUAACUUGUGUGGCAAGGCAGGUUCAUUUAUUUCCUUUUAGCACUCUUGAACCCUGAGCACACCAACAUGAUGAGGCAGCUGAUGUUCUUUCUUACUUUGUUUUCAGUAAUCUCUUCAGUCCUUACAGCUAAAUGGUGCUACAAUUCUCAGAGUACAACGUGUGGUCCUGAUCACUGGAGUGAUAACUGCAAAGGUGAAAAUCAGUCCCCUAUCAAUAUUGAGCAGACAAAAACCAGUAGGAACAACAACCUUGGCGAUUUUGUUUUCCAAGGUUAUGACAAGGCUCCACCAGAGAAGUGGGUCUUUCUCAAUAAUGGACAUGCAGUUCAGCUGACCAUAGGAGAGAACGGCUUGCCAUCAAAGAACAUUAAUAUCAGUGGGGCAGGACUUCCAGGAGUAUACAGGGCUGUCCAGUUUCACUUUCAUUGGGGAAGCAAAAAUGAGAAUGGUUCAGAACACACAAUCGACUGGCAUCAGUAUCCAAUGGAGCUUCAUAUUGUCCACGUGAAUCUAAAAUAUCAAACAGUAGCUGACGCAUUAAAUGACAAAAAUGGAAUUGCUGUGCUGGGAUUCAUGUACAAGGUGACAAAGGUUGACAACCAGAAUUAUAACACAGUAGUAGAUGCACUGAAGAACAUCUCAUAUAAAGGUCAGGAAUUGCCACUGGUAACUACAUUCCGCUUGGACAGUCUUCUUCCAAGCAGAAGCCUGCUGUCUAAGUACUUCAGGUACGAAGGAUCUCUGACCACACCUGGCUGUGGAGAAGCAGUGAUCUGGACUGUCUUUCAGGAUCCAAUUGAAAUUAGUGAAACUCAGUAUCAUGAAUUUGUUGACACAAUCCACUUUUCACAACUCGGAGAGGCUGCACAGAAGAUGCUGAACAACUUCCGACCUCCACAGCCUCUCAACAAACGGAAAGUUUAUGCCUCAAAAGAUGCCAUAAUCAACCAAAGUCCUGUUCCCAGUAACCUCAGUCUCGUGACACUUUUUACUACCAUCAUGCUUUGCUGGUUGCUUUAAAAAUCUGUCAUGGCUGAACAAGGGCCUCAACAUUUCAGAGACUUGUAGUCUGAACACCAUAUCAGUGUUAUCAGGUGUAUUUAAUAUGUAAUGGCACUAUAAAUAUUAAACACUUUAAAAUAAUUUUCAUUGUGCACAUUUUCCAUGUUUUUGCAUCUGUAAAUAUUGUUUUGCAAAAACAGCACAUAGCCUUAUACAGAAAACUUUGAUGACUGAUUCCCACACCCUUUUACUAAAACAAGCAAACAUCACUUAUGUAAAUCCGUAUUUGUAAAAAGUAUAAAUUCUGGAAUCGUGUAAAGUUGGUGGAAGAAAAAAUAUGUAUUCUUUAAAAAACUGUCAUAUAACGUACCUCAUUUUCACUAUGAUUACAAAUAAAUAUAUAUUUAAAUAG
Protopterus annectens (West African lungfish) is the source of this 1776-nucleotide messenger RNA. RefSeq names its product carbonic anhydrase 15-like. Gene Ontology annotation, cellular component: plasma membrane. Lineage: Eukaryota; Metazoa; Chordata; Ceratodontiformes; Protopteridae. Gene Ontology annotation, molecular function: carbonate dehydratase activity; zinc ion binding. The record is from RefSeq and is a predicted model, not a curated record. Bases 429 to 1382 code for a protein of 317 amino acids. The transcript has 8 exons.